This is a messenger RNA of Dreissena polymorpha, 1427 nucleotides long. RefSeq lists its product as uncharacterized. Lineage: Eukaryota; Metazoa; Mollusca; Bivalvia; Myida; Dreissenidae. The transcript has 2 exons. The coding region runs from base 259 to 795 and encodes 178 amino acids. The record is from RefSeq and is a predicted model, not a curated record.
AUUUUCCGAUGAUAACUCAAGAACGCUUUUGCCUAGGAUCAUGACACUUCAUAGGUACAUUGAUCGUGACUUGCAGAUGACCCCUAUUGAUUAUCAGGUCACUAGGUCAAAGGUCAAGGUCACAGUGACAAAAAACGUAUUCACACAAUGGCUGCCACUACAACGGACAGCCCAUAUGGGGGGCAUGCAUGUUUUCUAUAGAUUUCAGCAAGAUCCACCAAUGGAUAAUAGACAUACAAGACCCACUGUUGACAUUAUAUGUUUACAGUCAUUGAGGCAACUGUUGAAGACACCCACAGUCUAGAAUCUGUACAGGAGUCAGAGCCUCUCAUGAUACAACAUGCCAGUGUUGACUGUGCUGAUCAUAUGCAAUCUACAGGUUUCACUUUGGUUCUUUCAGAGUCCAUGUCAACUGCUGCCAGUGAAGGGCCAGCCAGUCUGACCCAUGAUGACAUGAGGCAGCCAAAUCCUCAAGGGACAGGGACAAGAAAAGGAAUGAAACGAAAGUGGGCCAGCGAAGAGAACAUAUGUUUCAUGAACUUUUUUAGAGAUGAAUUAAGAGAAAAAAAAAUGCCAUCUGGCUCAAAAAUAAUGGGGUCCCUAAAAAUACUUACCGGAAGAACAGUGGCCCAGAUAAGGGCAAGGGUCCAUAACAUUAUUAUGGAAAAACAAAAUGGAAAAAGAAUUGUUGAACUGUGGAAUAUGUUUAUGCCCCUGGUAGGGUGGCAUAUAGCAGUUGAACUGUCCGUCAGUCAGUCAGUCUGUCCAUCUGGCCGAAAACUUAUAUGGCCAUAACUUUUUCAAUAUUGAACAUAGCAACUUGAUAUUUAUACCCCUAUUACAAUUGUAAUGGGGGCUAUAUAGGAGUCACGUUUGUCGGUCUGUCCCGAUAUUUCAUCCGAUCUUCACCAAACUUGGUCAGUAGUUGUAUGUAGAUAAUGUCUAGAUCAAGUUUGAAUAUGGGUCAUGCCAGGUCAAAAACUAGGUCAUUGGGGUCACUUAGUAUGUUUUAAACUGUAAGUUUGUACGGACCAUAGCUAUGUUAUUUAUCGUUACAUUUUUAAAUGACUCGGUACAUUUGUUCACCAUCAUGGAACGGUGUGUCGCGUUAAAAGAAAUUACGUCAAUAUCUCAAAGGUCAAGGUCACACUUGGGAGUUCAAAGGUCAAAUGCUUGUCCGGGCCAUAGCUUUGUUUUUUAUUGUGAGAUUUUAAAAUCAUUUGGCACAUUUGUUCACCAUCAUUGAACAGUGUGUCGGGCGAAAGAAUUACGUCGAUAUUUCCAAGAACAAGGGCACAAUUUGAGUUUAAAGGUAAAAAAUGGCCAUAAUUGAGCUUGUCUGGGCAAUAACUAUGUUGUUUAUUGUGCGAUUUUAAAAUCGUUGGCUCUUUUGUUCACCAUCAUUUGACAGUGUGUCGCGCGAAAGA